GUUAAUUUUGGGGUUCAACUUCAUUCUUUAGUUGAGUUGUAGCGAUCUCGGUGGAGGGUUUUGAUAUUGAGAACUCAACACUCAACUAUUUCCUUUUUUCGAUAGUUUUCACUAUGUUAUGCUGCUUUCUUUCCUUCCUGCUGAGGAUCUGUCUUUCUCACUAACUGAUCAAUCUCUAGAAUAUGGCAAACAAAAAUUCAGGUUUAUUUCGAUUUUGGAGACUUGGUGGAAGUUCCAGUAGUGUUGCUGAAGAUUAUACUGCAGGCGCCGUCACUAAGUUUAAGUAUGGAGAACUUGAAGCUGCCACAAACAAUUUUGCAAUAGAAUCUCUUUUGGGUGAAGGAGAACACGGGCGUACAUACAAAGGUCGCUUAAAGCGCACUCGACAGGUAGUUGCAGUUAAACAAGUUAAUGGGAAAAACAUAUCUGACAUCUACCGCUGCAGUGAACAGUCAAUCCUUUGGACAAUUCAUUGGCGUAGCCUCUUAUACCAUCCGAACAUAGUCGAUUUGAUCGGGUACUGCAGUCAUGGAGACCAGAUAUUUUUUAUUUAUGACUUCAUGCUGUUGGGAUCCUUAAAGGACUAUUUACAUGAUCUUCCGGCCGAUAAGAAGCCUCUGGACUGGAAUACAAGGAUGAAAAUCGCAGCUGGUGCAGCUGAAGGAAUAAAACACCUGCAUGAUGAAUCAAGUCCUUCUAUAGUUCAUGGAAAUAUCAAACCCUCUAACAUUCUCUUAUUUGAAGGAUAUCACCCAAGGCUUUCAGAUUUCUUCGGGUUUAAAGAACAUAUCCUAGAACCUGAAUUUACAAAGAAUUUAAGCCUCAGGUGUGCUCGUCAUGCACCUGAAUCUGUUGGAGAUGGUAAACUUACUAAACAAUCCGACAUCUACAGUUUUGGCUUUGUCUUGCUUGAACUGAUUUCAGGGCGCAAUGCAGAGAUGAAGCUUGAUCUCAUUGAAUGGGCAAAACGUAAAUUGGUGGGCGGUGAGGAAUUCACUGGGGUGGCUGACCCGGUACUGAAAGGCCAUUACCCAGAGCAAGGAUUGUACCAAGCUCUUUAUCUUGCAGCUGAAUGUUUACACGCUUACAAUGUGGGUCGGCCUGGUAUAGGACAUGUUAUGAAUGUUCUAUCAAAUUUAGCUUCUGAAAUUUACGACCCAGAUGCUAUCCAAAUAAAUCAAGCAGGUACACUGACAAUUGGAAACUUUGAGAAGGAAAGACUAAGAAACCAAUGGCAACAUGUCUGUUUUUUAUUCUAGAAAUGUUUUUACUGUAUUAUUUUUCAGUUUAAGUAAAAAACCGAUUAAGAACGGGAUGAAAGGGUUGGUUCGAUAGCAAGAUGUAUUUUCUUUUCAUUAAACUUUUCCAACGCACGAGAUGACAUUACAAUGUUGUUUCAAUUGGACUGAAUUUGAAAGAAAGCAUAAGAAAUAAUUGACAGCAAGCAAAAUCUUAAACAGUU
Papaver somniferum (opium poppy) is the source of this 1462-nucleotide messenger RNA. Its product is annotated as serine/threonine-protein kinase PBL27-like. The transcript has 5 exons. Gene Ontology annotation, biological process: protein phosphorylation. Gene Ontology annotation, molecular function: protein kinase activity; ATP binding. The coding region runs from base 183 to 1259 and encodes 358 amino acids. NCBI's taxonomy places the organism in Eukaryota, Viridiplantae, Streptophyta, Magnoliopsida, Ranunculales, Papaveraceae. The record is from RefSeq and is a predicted model, not a curated record.